This is a messenger RNA of Pangasianodon hypophthalmus (striped catfish), 3210 nucleotides long. It is a transcript of the gene rabggta, whose product is annotated as Rab geranylgeranyltransferase subunit alpha. The record is from RefSeq and is a predicted model, not a curated record. Gene Ontology annotation, molecular function: protein binding; Rab geranylgeranyltransferase activity; zinc ion binding. The coding region runs from base 277 to 2031 and encodes 584 amino acids. The transcript has 17 exons. Gene Ontology annotation, biological process: protein geranylgeranylation. Gene Ontology annotation, cellular component: Rab-protein geranylgeranyltransferase complex; cytoplasm. NCBI's taxonomy places the organism in Eukaryota, Metazoa, Chordata, Actinopteri, Siluriformes, Pangasiidae.
AGUAGGUGAAAUUUGUAGUCUGCUGGCCUGCGACGGUAGUGUACCUGGCUCUGAGAGGGGAGGAAGAAGAAACCUGGCUGGAGUGUUUAUCUGAGUGGUCUGACGUGCAGUUUGUAGGGGACCUGGUUACAGGAGGUCGCUUUCAGCUCCACUGGGAGCCAUUUUCACUUUUAUUUCCUGUCUCUUCUGGCUGUUUCCUGAUUUCGUAGCUGCUAAACUGCAGCAGUUGUGACAGUUUGCUGAGUAACGCUAAGAAUCUGAAACUCGUGUUGAGCCAUGCACGGUCGGGUGAAGGUAAAGUCCACCGCUCAGCAGGAAGAGGAGAAGAGGAAAGAACGAGAGAAGAAGCUGAAAGUUUACCUGACGGUUCGAGAUGCCAUCUUUAAGAAGAGGAGUAAUAGCGAGCUGGAUGAGGAAGCUCUCCAGCUCACGCAGCAGCUCCUGGCUUCUAACCCGGACUUCGCCACGCUGUGGAACUACAGGAGAGAGAUCCUGCUGCAGCUGGAGACUGUGAAAGAGGAGGAGGAGAUGCAGAAGCUAUACGAAACCGAGCUGCUCUUCAUCGAGUCGUGCCUGAAAGUGAACCCCAAGUCGUACGGGAGCUGGUAUCACCGCGGCUGGGUGGCGUCCCGCCUCCUGAGACCCGACUGGCAACGAGAGCUCGGCCUGUGCGACCGCUGCCUCAGCCUGGACGACCGCAACUUUCACUGUUGGGAUUACCGCCGCUUGGUGGUGAAGGUGUCCGGAGUUUCCGUGGAACAGGAGCUCCAGUUUACGGACCGUCUGAUUGGCUCAAACUUUUCCAACUACUCGAGCUGGCACUACCGGAGCACGCUGCUGCCCCUGCUGCAUCCACAGCCUGCAUCUGAUCCGGCGUCAGCCUGCCAGAAACACACACACACUCACACACCACCCACGGCUUCACCCCAGACGCAUGGGCACCGAGUGUGUGAGGAGCAGCUGCCCAAAGAAUAUGAACUGGUGCAGAAUGCCGUCUUCACGGACCCGAAUGACCAGAGCGCCUGGUUCUACUACCGCUGGCUCCUGGGGAGAGCGGAGCGUGAGGAGCUGAUUAGCUGUGUGUAUGUGAGCAGAGAGGGAGAGCGAGUUGCUGUGGCUUUCUCCAAACCUGUUAAUGUUGUGAGUUUGAUGUUGGUGUUAGAUGGUCAGCCUCAGCAGGUGGAGUGGAGGAGUGUUCACCCUCGACUUCGCCACAGCCCCGUCUGGUUGUGCGAGCUUCCUCCUGGCUCUAUCAGCGACAUCAACAAUGAACACAACCUGACGGUGCACUGGCCGGAGAAACACACGCACCGAGACUGCGCUCUCUACACAGGUCGGAUGGAAAGUUGGUGCAGGGAGUCUGCCACGGAUCAGGAGCUCUUCAGGAGUGAGCUGUCUGUAGAGAAGACAUCAGUUCUGCAGUCUGAGCUCCAGUCCUGUACUCAGCUUCUGGAACUGGAGCCUCAGAAUAAAUGGUGCCUGUUAACUAUAAUCCUUCUGAUGAGAGCUCUGGAUCCUUUAGGGCAUGAGAAAGAGACGCUCACUCAUUUCCAGAUGCUGAAGGAAGUGGACCCCAUGCGCAGCUCCUACUACAGCGAUCUCUGCAGUAAGUUUAUGAUCGAGAACACUAUUCUGAAAAUGGAGUAUGCCGAGGUACGGGUCUUCAGCCUCUCGGAUAAGAACCUGAGCACGCUUUGCCACCUGGACCAGCUCCUAUUGGUCACUCAUAUCAAUCUGUGCUCCAAUCAGCUCGCGAAGCUGCCGCCGCAGUUCGCCAUGUUGCACUGCCUCGAGGUUCUGGAGGCUGAUGAUAAUGCCAUUGAGAAUCUGGAAGGACUGUACAAUCUGCCCAAACUGGAGGAGGUUUCUUUGAAAAACAAUCAAAUCUCGAAAAUCUCUGACCUAUCACCGCUGGCAACGUGUCCGAAGCUCACCAGGCUGGAUCUCCGUGGCAACCCGGUCACCAAGACUGCGGAUAUCCAGGCGGAGCUAGCCGAGCUGCUACCAUCACUUACUGACCUUUUACUCUGAUAAACUCCCAAGGAUUGUGUGUGUGUGCGUGCGUGUGUGCGUGUGUGCGUGCGUGCGUGCGUGUGUGUGUGCGUGCGUGUGUGCGUGUGUGUGUGUGUGUGCGUGCGUGUACGUGUGUGCGUGCGUGUGCGUGUGCCCACGUUUAUUCCCACGUGGCGCCUCGUCAGAAGUGAACACUCGUUUUAGUGCUGUACACCCGCACAGAGCUCAAAGAGACUUCAGAAUAUCAGUGUGUGUGGGUAAAUAUUAAUUUAUACCACAGCAUUGUUAAAUUCUCGAUUCUGAUUGGUCAGAAGAAGUUGAUUUAUUUUCUAUUAUAGCAGCUCACAGGUUUAUAUGAAUGCGCUUGUUCUAAUACGUAAUUGUUUCUAUAGUAACAGCUCAUUUCCAAGGACUUACUGUACAGCGGUCACAUCAGAUAAACAGAUUAAAAGAUGUCUGUAAUCGUUGAUGUGGUGAAGUUUUCCGUAAGGAGGCGUUUGCUUAGGAUUUAUGGAAGGAGUCUCCAGUGUCAGCACUUUGUAAAAGUUUUGUCUUAUUAAUUUCACGAGAGAGAGAGAGAGAGAGAUAGAUGCCGGUGAAGGAACAACUCUUUACAGCUGCUGUAACGAGUAAAGUGUUAUGCCAGGUACUAAAUUGGUUAGAUGUUCCACAACAUUAAAUGUAACUAUAAAUGGAUAAAAUGUGUGACAAAUGAAAACUGUAAUCAGUGGCUGGUUACAGGGGUAUAAGAGGAAUAAAACACUUAAGAACGUGCAGUUUUAGGAAAAUAAUCAACUUCUGGGUGGUAACAAUAAAUCUGCUUCAUAUAAGGCUGCAUGAUUAUUUUCCUAGAAGAGCAAAUCACCAAGUGUUUUAUUCCCUAUAUGUUUCGGAUUCUGCAUGCUGAGAUGUGCUUUACCGUGUGUGUGUGUGUGUGUGUGUGUGUCCAUUCAGUGAUAUUCCUCAUUCCUUCUUUAUUAGAAAAAUAAGCAGAGGUUGCUCUAUUAUGUAAUGAUCUCACUAGUUCAAGGAAAUGUUCACAAUGGAGUUGAGUGAAUUAACACCUACUCGACUGAGCCAAACAUUACUGUACAUGAAGCAGACUUAAUUACUGUGUGUGUGUGUGUGUGUGUGUGAGAGAGAGUGAGAGAGAGAGAAAUAUACAUGUAAACCCCACAAAUAAACCAUCUCUCACUA